Baudoinia panamericana UAMH 10762 is the source of this 1458-nucleotide messenger RNA. RefSeq lists its product as uncharacterized. Gene Ontology annotation, cellular component: cytoplasm; cytosol; mitochondrion. Gene Ontology annotation, molecular function: ATP binding; tetrahydrofolylpolyglutamate synthase activity. Gene Ontology annotation, biological process: tetrahydrofolylpolyglutamate biosynthetic process. The coding region runs from base 1 to 1458 and encodes 485 amino acids. The transcript has 3 exons. The record is from RefSeq and is a predicted model, not a curated record. NCBI's taxonomy places the organism in Eukaryota, Fungi, Ascomycota, Dothideomycetes, Mycosphaerellales, Teratosphaeriaceae.
AUGGACCGGACCUAUGCGGAAGCUAUCAAUAUCCUUGAGAGUCGGAGACGGUCAGUAAGACCGGAAACGAGCCAUGCCACCAACCUGCUGUCAGAGUCGCUACCCAAGCUCGAGGCAGGUUCGCCACGCUUGAAGGGUGUACCCAGCAUCGAUGGGAUGGCAGAGUGGCUGCAGCAGAUAGGGCAUUCGGCUUCCGAACUCAGCAAGCUCAACAUCAUUCACGUUGCAGGCACCAAAGGCAAAGGUAGCACUUGCUCCUUCACAGAAUCUAUCCUGCGAGCUCACGGAAGAAGAACCGGCUACCCUCGCAAGACCGGUCUUUAUACGUCGCCGCAUCUCAUUGUACCCGAGGAACGAAUUCGCAUAAACUCUAAGCCUCUAAACGGGACACUGUUCGCCAAGUACUUCUUCGAGCUGUACGACUGUCUGCCGCAGCUUCAAGCCCCUCUCGACCCAUCUAGGCCAGUUCUUCAGCGGGGACCACGUUAUUUGCAGCUGUUUGCACUACUAGCCUUCCAUGUCUUCCUCCGCGAGCAAGUAGACGUAGCGAUUGUCGAAACACAUGCUGGCGGUGAGUACGAUGCUACUAACGUGAUACGAAAACCUGUUGUCACGGCUAUUACGACGCUAGGCUUAGAUCAUGCGGCGAUGCUGGGAAGCACGCUCGACUCAAUUGCAUGGCAUAAAGCCGGCAUCUUCAAGGCGGGUGCUACGGCUUUGACUGUCACGCAGGAUGAUAUGGCUGCCAGUGCUCUACGAAAGCGAGCAGCAGAGAAGGGGGUAGAUUUGCGUGUUGUGGAAAGGGAUGACAGGUUGCCGCAGAAUGCGACACAGCUUUGUCCGAGCGUGCAGCGGACGAAUGGUUCUCUUGCCGUUGCAGCCGCCGAAGCAUGGUUGAGUCGCAACGCGCCAUCCCAGGGAUUGACCGCAGACGACGUGCGGAAAGGUGUUGAGCAGUGGACAUGGCCCGGACGCUUUCAGGUUGUUCGGCAUGGUCUUAACACAUGGUUCCUGGAUUCCGCCCACAACGAGAUGAGUGUCCGCAUUGCUGCUCAAUGGUACGCAGAAGCAGCUUCCGCGGCGUCAAAGCAAAGCUCGAAGACAGCCCGAGUCUUGGUCUUCGCUCAUAUCAACGAGCUAAGAGACUCGACUGCGCUAUUGGCCAGCCUUGCCCAAGCUCUGCGGGAUACCGAAGCCAGCAUACGGCAUGCUAUCUUCACUACCUAUCCUGAAGUAUCUGGUGGCGAGGGCUGUUCCGGAGACGAAACGCUCGCCUUGUUCGAACCGGUCUGGCGCCAGUACCAUCCAGAGGGCGAAGUGACGUUCCAUUCAACAGUGAGACAGGCUCUUGAAGCAGCAAAGCGACAAGGAGACCAAUACGACGAGGUGCACACACUCAUUACUGGCAGCCAGCAUCUUGUGGGACCCGCGCUCAAGAUGCUGCAAGAGGAAGGAUGA